AUGUUGUCAAAUUAACAGAAAAAUUUUUGUGGACCGUCUAGAACGUGCGACAUGUGUUAUGUUUAACAGAAAUUUUUCAACUGCAAGUUUGUGCAAGAAUAAACCGAACAUAUGUGUAAGCGUAGUUGGAGAGCAAUUUUAUUAUAAAUGGCAAUUUUCUCUCUCUCUUUCUACUUGUCCUCUGCGAUAUGCUUUCAGUGGAGGCCCCACGUUGAAUGAACUUGAAUGAAAUAUGCAUACGCGCGCACAUGUGUGCCACAGGCUUUCAUUGAUUCGCGCGAUCAUUUCUGUCAACUUGAAACCGAUCAAAAAACUCGCAUUUGCUGCCAUCUAACGAGCGAGCCGAAAACUACCAAGUUUACUUACAUUCAGCGUUAUCUAGCGAUAAAAGCAGAAGACAAUUGCGCAGAGCUCGUGUUUACCGACAUCCGACCGACGCCGGUCAGCCACGCUGCUGUCUGCAACCUGCAACUGUCAGUCGUCGCUGGUUGCCAUGGCGGUCGGAGUCAUGGCUGUGAUGAAAACAAACAAACAAACUGUAAGCUUCCCUCGAGGCUCGAACCUCGAAGCUGCCCUGAGUCGAUGCGAUCCGAAACGUCACGUGUACUCAGAUAACGUUAGAUUCGCAUGUGCAGAUGGCUGUUUAAAAUUUUCUCCAGCUGUCUGCAACGUGUUUGCCUUCAGAGCAGCCGCGGGCGAUGCCAAAUCGCGACCACAGUGCCGAUAAGCACACGAAAGAAAAACAGUCGUAAGAUUUCAAUUGGAGAAAAUGACUUGGAACCUGUGCAUAAGCCACUACGAUGCAGACGUUUUCAUAGAACCAGACGUCACUCGAGAGUCAACGGGGAACUCGAGGAGUCGGCGGAUAAAAGUGGAAACGGCAACGGUGUCGCAUUGCCUAAGAGGAGUGGCAAGCACAGCGUUCAAAAGAAGAUUGAUAAAUUAAUUGAAGAAAAUCGAAUGUUAACGAUGAAAUUGGAAGAUUCAAACGUAAGUCCUGAGAUUGUUGCUGAACUGCAGGAAAAGGAUUCUUUGAUAUCAAAAAUUAGCAACAAGUACCACAAAUUGUUGAAAAAUCACGACAGCCUGCAACAAGAAUAUGAAAAAGUAAAUGCUCUUUUGGGGGAACGCGAAGCAGAAUACCAUCAAUUGCAUACGCAUCACAAGAAAUUUACAGAAGCUUUACAAAAAGUAGAGAAGACCAAUUCCAGUCUUCUGACAUUUAACCAGAGAUGCAAAGCUGAAAAUGUUCAGCUAAAUGAAGAUGUAUUGCUUCUCAAGAACGUGAUAUAUCGAUUGAAUGCGGAACUUGAAAGAUAUCAGGAUAAAUUAAAGGAAUCUGGACUAAGUGUCCUAUCGAAAAAUAUUAAUGACAUACUAGACUCUAAGAGACCAGUGGACGACAUCAAAACAUUAUCGGAGUCAUGGGGUUCGGUGAAUACACACGCGUUGGGCCCACUUUUAGACGCCUAUCAGGAGAGCCUAACGGAGAAACAAGAGCUUGUAAAUAAGUACGAGGAGGAUAUCACCAGUUUUAGUGCCCGAUGCAAGGAAGUCGUCGUGGAGAAUGAAUGUAUGCAGAAUGAAAUUGAGAAAUUGAAAUCACAGUGAAAACUUUUUCAGUGCACCAAGUACGCGGAUGAGAUCAAGAUGAUAUCCGAGGACGCGGACUUGCUCAAGGAAUUGAACGAGUGUUACACGCGACAGACCGCACAUCAGAAGCAAAAGAUACACGAGAUCCAUUCGUUG
Molecule: messenger RNA, 1749 nt
Organism: Monomorium pharaonis (pharaoh ant)
Lineage: Eukaryota; Metazoa; Arthropoda; Insecta; Hymenoptera; Formicidae
Gene: Cep89
Product: protein Cep89 homolog
Exons: 4
Coding region: 628-1611 (327 amino acids)
Biological process (GO): chemical synaptic transmission; mitochondrion organization; cilium assembly
Cellular component (GO): centriole; ciliary transition fiber
Source: RefSeq, a predicted model, not a curated record